This is a messenger RNA of Suhomyces tanzawaensis NRRL Y-17324, 2134 nucleotides long. RefSeq lists its product as uncharacterized. Bases 177 to 2102 code for a protein of 641 amino acids. The record is from RefSeq and is a predicted model, not a curated record. Lineage: Eukaryota; Fungi; Ascomycota; Pichiomycetes; Serinales; Debaryomycetaceae. The transcript has a single exon. Gene Ontology annotation, molecular function: ubiquitin binding.
ACUAACACAUCCUUAUCAUCAAAGAAAGGACCAAAAACAAGAGCGAUAGUCCACCUAACGAACUAAGGUGAUAUUCAAGUACAACACCCUGAAAGAUAAAAGUGAUCAAGUUCUCGCAAAAAUUAUUUUCGAUCAAUUCUAAUUUCCAAAAAUCUAUCAAUCUAUCAAUUGCAAGUAUGAGUUCAGUUGAAGAAGAACCGUCGCCGUUCUUUCCGAUCCCACAUUACCCACCAUUCAAGCUCCGCUCCUCACUAAUUGAUAAAGAUCCGGUGAUAUGGGUCCAUUUGUUAGAGGCUUAUAUCAAGCUCUUUCAGUAUCUACUCCAGCCUGCAACCCUUAGUGUAAAGUCCCAACAGCAACAUCAAAUGUUUCUUAAAGUAUUCUUGAGCGAGACUGCAGAGGAGAAGAGCAAGAUCUUCUCACUAGGAGCCAUCAAUCCAGACAUUAAGACCAAUACCGCCACCCUCAGAAACCUUGUCUUCCUAUACAUCAGAAAUUUCAGCUUAAUCAAGAGCAAUUUGACUGGUGAGUCCGUCUGGAACUUUGUUCUGAUUUAUGUUCAGCAGAACUCUUCAGUGGUACGGGGCUUGGUGGAUGGGACAUAUAAAUCCAAAUUCAACGACAAUAAAAAAUCGGGUAAUAUCAGUUCGAUAACAAGCGUCCAAAAGAGGUUAGAAGCCAUGAUAACUCAGGGUAUCUUCUCCAACCAAGACUUGACUACGUUGACUUAUCUUUUGGGUCAGCAGAUGUCGGCCAAGGCCAUGAAAGUUUCGUUGGACGGUGAUGUGAAGGAGAGAAACAUCAACAAAAAGUCAGCAAGUUCGGUGGGCUUUGCUGAAAGUUUUGUUUCGGUCCCUUGGAUUGAGUUGCUAGAACGAUUGUAUGCUGGAGGAAAGAGUAUCCAUGCAGAAACCAUUAAAAACAUCAUGAUUAUAUCUUUAUUGUCUUUGAGUGUGAGUAAGUUGUCGAAAUUGACGAUGGAGUUGGGUGUCAAAGAUAUAAGAACUAUGAAAUUAUUUCCUUUGUUCAGCAUGAUCAUCAUAUCCGACAGAUUCAAAGAAUUAGUUCCCAAUUUGGAGGAGCGACUUCCAUUUUUGAGACAGCUUUCACAGGGAAGUCAAACCAACGAGGUGAAUCAAGAUCAUGUGAAUAUGCUUAUUGAUUUAUUCCCUUCAUUAACUCUUGGAAAAGCCACGAAGGUGUUGAGAGAUCAUAAUGGCGAUGUGGAGGGUAUUACCAAUAUGCUUUUGGAAAAUCCAGAUUUUGUAGACAGCAUUGAGGAGGAGCAACUCAAACCAAAGAAGGAACCAACAUUUACAAUCAAGGGACAGAAGACAACGAAGACAGACAGAAAAGCGAAUACGCCUGCGCCCAAAAGAUCUGUUUAUGACGAUGACAAAAUAUCUCGACUCGACUUUUCUGAGAGUCAGGUCAUUCAGGGAAAGAAACAGAAUACCGAUGUCAAACCAAGCUCUGAAGACUACAAGAAGAAGAUUCUAACUGCUGCUUUAGAAUUGAUGUACGAGGGCGAUGAAGAUGAGCCUGAUGAUACUUACAAGGAUCAACAAAAAACCACGGGAACAGCGAUCGAGGAAUCUAGCAAGAAGGGUGGAAAAUCCCGUAUGGCUGUGCUAGAGGACGGAGCCCCUGAACCCAGCCCCUUUCAACCGGAUAGAAUAGAUACGUACCUUUUCUCUAUCCUCAAAAAGAAUGGUACAGAAGCAUUGGAAAAAUCACUGAGAGACACUCCAGAGCGCCAAGCCUAUAAGGAGUAUACCGGCUAUUCAGACGACCAGAUUGAGAGAUGGCUCAGAGUGCUCUUAAAGUCGCCUUAUCAGUUUAAGGUCUUGGAGAAAGAAUAUUAUAUUCCAACCCGUCCCAGUGAUUCCAAGACUGAGCGGCCACGCCUUGCGCCAAAGGCCAAGCGUGGAAACAAGCCAGAGAGUAAGAGUGGGCCUUCACGGACAAAGAGUGGAGAGACUCCUCUGAAACAGGUGGCUGCUAAAAAUGAGAAGAAUAAGGCCUCAAGAGCCAACCAUAACAGAAAAACGGGACACAAUAAAAAGACCAGAGGCGACCUCAUUGGAAUGCAAGGGUCCUAGAUACUGUAUAGAUAAUACACAAGUAAUGUCAC